AUGGCACCACCUAAGAAGAUGAGUUUGCAAGAAUUCUUCCAGGACGAAUCUUUUGGUGGAUCCUGGGCAGAUACGGAUAUAGAUAUGGCUUCAAUUUCAGUACCCAUUGAAAAAUCAUAUGGUUAUGAUGAUUCUGUAAGAGGUAGCAAUGGACCAAGUGGGAACUUUGGACCUCCAUAUAUUGUAAAAUUACUCAAUUUACCAAUAACGGCAAAUGAUGCAUUUAUACAAGAUUUAUUUCAAAGUAGAUUUACAAAUUUUAUAAAAUUUAAAAUAGUAACUGAUCCAUCAUCAAAUAUCUUGGAAACUCAUGUUAUAAAAAGAGUUGCAUUUGUUGAAUUAGAAUCUCCUCAAGAUGUUUCAAAAGUGUUGAAAUGGCAUGAUUUGUACUAUAAAGGAAAUAGAAGAGUUAUUGUUGAAAUUGCAGAUUUUAAUGAUUUUCAAAAUUGUAUACAAUUUAAUCAAGACCAUUAUGACGAAAUUCAACAAAUUCAACAUGAUUUUAUUGCUCAAAAACAACAUCAAAAACAACCAAGACAUAUGGCAUUAUUAGAUGAAUUAGAUCAAAAAUCUGGUUUAAGUCAUGGUUAUGGAGGGGGGAAUUAUCAUCAUCAAAAUAGAGGACCACCACCACCAAUGAAUCAACAAUUUGGAGGUCCAAGAUCACCAGAAAAAUAUCAUACAUCACCUCGUCAAAGAAAUAGAUCUUUUGAUUCAUCUUUUCCACCACAUAAACAACAUUUUCAUGGAUUACAAUCAGCUUCUGGACCUCAACAACAACAUCACGAGGAACAUCAUGAAUCAAUUUUUCCUACACAGUUAAAAUCGAAGUCAAAUCCAUUUGGAGCAGCAAAACCAGUUGAUACAUUAUCAAAACAACAAGAAAUUGAGAAAAGACUUAUAAAUUUAAAUCAAACUACUGUACAAACUUUGGGAGAUGAUACAAAUAUUGAUAUUGAAAACACCAUAAAACAAUUUCACGAAAGUGGAUCACCUCAAUAUAGAAAUCAAUCUUUAUACACAAGAAGACCAUCAACCGAGAAAAAACCAUCUAUUGCAAUAUUAAAAAGAACUUCAGUUGAUCAUCAACAUCCUACGCAACUACAACAACCACCACCACCACCACCACCACCACCACCACAGCAACAACAACAACCAUCAAAUUUUGCACAACCAACUCCAAAGCAAUCCCCAGGUUAUACGGUAGCUCCACAACCUCAGAAUCAAUAUACAUCAAAUGGUACUGGGAAAUCAUUAGCACAAUUAUUAAGUGAAAGAACAGAUUUAGUUUCAAAUCCUCCAACUGGUGGGAAAAACACUCCACCAACACCAUCUAUAAAACCACCAAUCAUAUUAAAAAAGAAGACUGUUGCAUCACCACCAUCUAAAAAUGUAGAUUUGACUAUAAAAGAAGGUGAUUUUAUAAAACAAGAACAGGCAAAGAAGAAACUUCAACAACAAGAAACAGAAGAGCAACAACAAACAAAUCAAUCACAAUUUCCAAUACAGCUGCCUCAAGAACAAUAUCAAAAUUUGAAAACAAAAUCAGAAUCUAAACCUCAGUCACAAAGUCAACAACAACAACCGAAAGAUGACUUAAAUCAAAAAAGACCAGAUUUCAAGAAAUUAUUUGAACACCUUUCUGUAAAUAAUGAUCAUACUGAUUCAGCUACACCAUCAUCAACAACAAGAGGACGAGGUAGAGGUAGAGGUACAUUCAGGGCUCGAGGAAGAGGAAGAGGAAGAGGUGGGUUUUCAUCAUAUCAAUCUGAAUCUCAUUCUGCAAGUCAGGCAGUUGAAGAACCAUCACCAGCACAACAAGAUCAAUCCCAACAAUUAAAAGAAUCUACUACUACCCAAUCUAUUCCAAUUUCUUUAAAAGAUGACACACAACCAUCAAAACCAUCAAAACCAGAAGAAUCAUUUUUGUCCUCAGAAUUUGAAGAACAAGUAGAGGAAAGUGAUAUACCAAGAAAAUUCCGUAAACAACAACCACAAUCUAAAAUCAUAAACCAACAUUCUCAACUACAUCUGGUUUCAACACCAUCAAUCAAUAUACAACUUGGUAAUAACGAAAAUCUCAACAAUAAUCACAAUCAAUCAGAUUAUGAAGAAAUUAAAAUAAGACCGGUAUCUGCAGAUGCUACAACCUCUUCAAGAGACAAAUUUGAACCUUUUCCAAAACCAACGGUACCAUCAGAAAUAAAAUCGGCAUUACCAGAUCUGAUUAUAAAUAAUGGAGCAACCUCAAAAAAUCAUCAAUUAACAGAUCAGAAAAAACCAGAUAUACCAAAAGAAUCAGACUCAAAUUUAAAUGAACAAACAGACACCACCACUACAACGACAACAACAUCAGACAAUAUUGAAGAACCAGAAUCAUCAAAUGUAUCAAUUUCAUCAAGAGGUAGGGGAAGAGGUAGAGGUAGAGGUACAAGAGGUAAUAGAGGAUAUAUAAGAGGAUACAGGGGUUCAAGAGGUAGAGGUGGUCGAGGUAAUUCUGAAUCUGGUGGGUUUGAUUCUCGUCAUUAUCAAUAUAUUCGUCCCAAAACAACAACAACAUCAGAAUCAACAACAACUUCUACCGAAUAA
Messenger RNA from Lodderomyces jiufengensis, 2589 nucleotides. RefSeq lists its product as uncharacterized. Bases 1 to 2589 code for a protein of 862 amino acids. The transcript has 3 exons. NCBI's taxonomy places the organism in Eukaryota, Fungi, Ascomycota, Pichiomycetes, Serinales, Debaryomycetaceae. Gene Ontology annotation, molecular function: RNA binding. The record is from RefSeq and is a predicted model, not a curated record.